Rotaria sp. Silwood1 is the source of this 2625-nucleotide messenger RNA. The record is from the annotation of a GenBank genome assembly. NCBI's taxonomy places the organism in Eukaryota, Metazoa, Rotifera, Eurotatoria, Philodinida, Philodinidae.
AUGCAUGCACUCGACGAAAAUCCUGAUCGACGUUUCAUUUAUGUUGAAAUAGGCUUUUUCCGGCGUUGGUGGAAUCAUCAAACUAAAGAUAUGCAAAACAAAGUGAAAAAGUUUGUUAAUGAAGGUCGUCUUGAAUUUAUUUCUGGUGGUUGGUGUAUGAAUGAUGAAGCAUCAACUCAUUACAGUUCUAUUAUUGAUCAACAUAGCUUAGGUGCUGAAUUUUUACAUGAACAAUUUGGUGAAUGUGGUCGACCAAAAAUCGGUUGGCAAAUCGAUCCAUUUGGUCAUUCACGUGAACAAGCUUCAAUUUUUGCACUAAUGGGUUUUGAUGGUUUGUUUCUUGGUCGUAUUGAUCAUGAAGAUUAUACGACACGUUUUAGAACAAAAACUAUGGAAAUGGUUUGGAAAGCAAGUUCUAACUUGGAUCGUCAAAGUUGGUUAUUUACUGGUGUUUUACCUAAUCGAUAUGUUCCACCAGACUCGUUCUGUUUUGAUCAAAGAUGUUCAAAUGAUCCUAUCAUGGCACAAGGUUAUGCUACUAAUCAUAUAAUUAUGACUUUUGGUGGCGAUUUUCAUUAUGAAAUUGCACAUGAAGCUUUUAAAAAUAUAGACAAAUUGAUUGAAUAUGUUAAUGCUGAGCAAGUUAAUGGUAGCAUUAUUAACGUUUUCUAUUCAACACCAUCAUGUUAUUUAUAUGCUUUGAAUAAAGUUGAUCGUGCUUGGACUACGAAAACUGAUGACUUUUUUCCGUAUGCUCGUUAUUCUAAUGGAUAUUGGACAGGUUAUUUUACUUCACGAGCAACUUUGAAACGAUAUGAACGCCAUUCAAAUAAUAUUUUACAAGCUACACGACAACUCAAUGCAUUUGCUAAUCUAAAUGAACGAAAUAAUCUAUUUGUUUUAAGUGACGCAAUGGGUAUCAUUCAACAUCAUGACGCUAUUACUGGUACAGAAACAGAAGAGGUUGCUUUUGAUUAUGCUCAACGAUUGUCCAAUGGCAUUGGUGUAGCCGAAAAUGUCAUCAAUAAAGCUUAUUCUAAACUUUUACCUAAAGAUGGUCGGUCUCCACCAGCAUCAAAUCAAUUUCUUUGUCAAUUAUCAAACAUCAGCCAAUGUUUAGAAAUCGAUGGACAAGAACGCUUUACGUUGACACUUUGGAAUCCAACCAUUCAUCCAGUUGUUCAACAUGCUCGUGUACCUGUUAAAACAGAUUAUACUAUUCGUGACCCAACAGGACAAACAGUUUUAUCUGAGCUAAUCCCUGUUUCACAAGCAAUACAGAACAUUCCAGGUCGAACAAGUAUUACCCAAAAACAAAUUAUUUUCAAAGCUAGUUUACCAGCUCUUGGUUUUAGCACAUACUAUUUCGAAAAGAAACAUGGAGAGGAGCAAAAACAGUCUAAAAUAAACAUUACAUAUAAUGAAGCAUGCGUUUUACAAAAUCAAAAUAUUCAAGUAGAAUUCGAUGAUCAAGGCAACCUACAUCAAAUCUUUAAUUUAAAUAAAAAUAUUAGUGUAUCAUUUAUCAAUCAAGGUUUCUAUUGGUAUCCAGGUUUUCCUGGUAAUAAUUCACAAUCAAAAUCUCAAGCAUCAGGUGCUUAUAUAUUCAGACCAUUAACACCAAAUGCAUUACCAGUUAGUCAAACACGUUCAAUAACAUGUAUAAAAACAGAAAAUGUUCAAACAGCGAUUAUUGAAUUUAAUAAUUGGGCAAGUCAAGAACUAAGUUUAUAUGAUGGAGGAGAAUUUGUUGAAGUUGAAUGGACAGUCGGACCAAUACCAAUAGAUGAUGAUAUUGGUAAAGAAAUUAUCAUUCGUUAUGAUACUGAUAUUGCAAGUGAAUCAAAAUAUUAUACGGAUGCAAAUGGACGUGAAGUUCUUGAAAGAAAACGAGAUUAUCGACCAACAUGGAAUUACACAGUUACUGAAACAGUGAGUGGAAAUUAUUAUCCAAUAAAUACUCGAUCUUUUAUUCGUACAGAUCGAUCAGAAGGUGGUAGUAGUAUCCAAGAUGGCUCUAUUGAGAUCAUGGUGCAUCGACGUCUUCUCUACGAUGAUCAAUUUGGUGUGGGCGAACCAUUGAAUGAAACGGCAUAUGGUGAAGGUCUUGUUGUUCGUGGUCGACAUCUUCUUAUUGUUGAACCACCUGCUUCAAGUGCACGAUAUCAUCGUGUAGGCUCUCAACGUUUAUACAUGCAUCCAAUUGCUACUUUUUCAUUAAUUGAACAAGAUUAUGAUAUUUAUUCAGCUGCUUAUCAUCAAACAUGGUCAGCAUUAAAUGAUACGUUACCAUUAAAUGUUCAUUUAUUAACACUAGAUCAAUUGGGACCAAAAGAUUAUCUUGUCCGUGUUGAACAUUAUUUUGAAUCAUUUGAAGAUGAUACAUACUCACAACGAGUUACAUUUGAUUUACAAUCAUUGUUUAAAUCGAUUGGAACAAUUAGUAAUACAGUUGAAUUAACACUUGGUGCUAAUUUACCAUUAGCUGAUAUGAAACGACUUAAUUGGUCGACCAGUGAUAAUAAAUCAUCUCAUAGAACGGUUCUAACGAAGAAUUCGUUAUCAAAUACAAAUAUUAUGCUUAUUCCGAUGCAAAUUCGAACAUUUCAAGUGACAGUGGUAUAG